This is a messenger RNA of Astrephomene gubernaculifera, 4240 nucleotides long. The record is from the annotation of a GenBank genome assembly. NCBI's taxonomy places the organism in Eukaryota, Viridiplantae, Chlorophyta, Chlorophyceae, Chlamydomonadales, Astrephomenaceae.
CAUUUUGCAACCUCUACCUGCAGAUCUAUAAAAUAUAAAGAUCCACUUCUUGCCUUUCUUGCUUUGGUAGGCUUUUACACGUGUAUGAGCGCACAGAUCUGAAAUGGACAUUGACAAGCCGGACGAGGCCCCUAAGGCCAAUGGGGCAACGGAAACAGUUGCAGCAGCUCCAGCAGCAACGUCGGUAGAGGAGAAGCUGAAAGCGGUGGUAGCGCUGGUGGAGAAAUCUGUCAAGGCGAAGGAUACCCGCUUGCUGAUCGGCAGGCUCUUGCGCCAAACCGCCAGCGUUCGCAAGCAGCUGACGCCAGCAAGCAUUAAGACUUUCCUGCAGCAAACUUUGCCCGCAGACCUGGAGUCCCGCUCCUUCCUCAACUCGCACAUCGAGCAGGCAUCGUCAUCGGGGAUGGAUGCGGAGGAGGCAACCACCUCGCCCCAAUGUGAAGCAUCGGCGGUGAUUCCCGAGGUGGAGCUCUACGCGUACCUCAUAGUCCUGCUUUUCCUCUGCGACAGCAAACAAUACCAGCUGGCCCGCAGUGUGGCCGACGCCGCGCUAGCCCGCCUGGCUCACUUCAACCGCCGCACUCUGGAUGUGAUCGCUGCGCGCAUCUACUUCUACUACAGCCUCAGCUACGAGCACACCGGCGAGCUGGCCAGCAUCCGCAGCACGCUGCUGGCGCUGCACCGCACCGCCGUACUGCGACACGACGCGCUGGGGCAGGAGACGCUGAUGAACCUGCUGCUCCGGAACUACCUGCACUACAACCUGUACGACCAGGCUGAGAAGUUCCGCAGCAAGGCCGCCAAGUCCGACCAGUUCCGCAGCGGUCAGCAGUACUGCCGGUACCUGCACUACCUGGGCCGCAUCCGCACCAUCCAGCUGGAGUACAGCGAGGCGAAGGACUGCCUGCAGCAGGCCCUGCGCCGCGCGCCCGCCAUCGCGCACGGCUUCCGGCUGGAGUGCGCCAAGUGGCUCAUCCUGGUGCGGCUGCUGCUGGGCGAGAUCCCCGACCGCCCCGAGUUCGCUGCGCCGGGCAUGAGCCGCCCGCUGCAGCCGUACUUCGAGCUGACGCAGGCGGUCAAGGCGGGAGACACGCUGGCGUUCAAGCAGGUUGCCGAGCGCUUCAGCUCCUCCUUCACCUCCGACCGCACGCACAACCUGAUCAGCCGACUGCACCAGAACGUCAUCCGCACCGGCCUGCGCCGCAUCAACGCCGCCUACAGCCGCAUCGGGCUGGCGGAGGUGGCGGCAAAGCUGCACCUGGCCAGCGCCGAGGAUGCGGAGUACAUCGUGGCCAAGGCCAUCCGCGACGGCGGCAUCGACGCCGUGAUCGACCACUCCGCCGCCUGCGUGUGCAGCCGCGAGCGCUCCGACGUGUACUCUAGCGGGGAGCCGCAGGCCGCCUUCCACGCGCGCAUCGCGUUCUGCCUGGAGCUGCACAACGAGGCCAUCAAGGCCAUGCGCUUCGAGCCGGAUGCGCACAGGCGGAAGGCUGAGAGCAGCGAGGCGAGGCAAGAGCGCCUGGCUGCGGAGCAGGAGUUGGCCAAGGCACUGGAGGAGGACGAUGAGGACGACUUCUGAUUUGGAUAGGAAACAGUUGAAGUAGGCAGAUUACAAAUACAGGACAGCUUCCUCCAGCUCUGGACCUGUACUAUGUUUAAUGGCGUUACCUGUGUUUGAGAUAGAUGUUAACGUGUGAAGUAAUUGAAUGCUGGUGCAUUGAUGCUACCGUUGAGUUUACUGGCUGCAUGCUUGGGUGUGCGCUUGCCCGGCAUGGUCCCGGAUGCUGCAUGGGGCAUUGGCCUCAUUCGUACGUCGUACGCUUGUCAUUCACAAUGGCGGAAGUACCUAAACCCAUCGGUAGUCACUUUCUACCUGCUGUAACAGUACUCCAGUAAAUGGCCUAUCGCACUCGUCAUAGUUGCCAGCCUCUGCAACCAACCGAAGUUCUUCGCCAAAGGCUCGCAAGCCUAAUAAUCAACUGAUAACGUGUGGUUCCUGACUUUGGAAUGACUCCUGAACUUGUUCCGAGCUACAUGCUUGGUGAACGUGGCGACCAAAACCUGCCGUUCUUCGUGCCUGGCUGGUCGCCCAUCCCCGAAGUGCCUCCCCCGCUCUCUGGCGACGCUACUACAGAACCCAUGGAAACGGAGCCUAUGGCCGCUUUUGUCAAUAGCGAGAUGCGGCAAGGCCCGCGCGGUGGCAAGAAGCCCCUGCGGCCGCGACAGCAAUUGCUGAAUAAUUUGCAAAUGGAGAUGGAGAAGCAGACGCAGGCACUGAAGGAAGCGCAGGACGAAAGGGAAAGGCUGCAACAGCGCAUCAAGGUCCUCGAAGUGGUGCUGCCUGUGAGAGAGCAGCAGGUCCAGUUACUAAAGCAGAAGCGCCAUGCAGCCGGAGAGCAGGAUCAGCCGCUUUCUGAGUGCGGAAUGCCACAGCGAACAGCUGUGCUGCGCAUCACAGAGCUCCCAACUGCUGCCUCCAGCGAUAGCUUGGCUGCAGAGUCAGGCACGUCAUCGCACGGCGAGAACGGCCCUGGCGGCAAAAUAGGGGCUAAUGGCACCGGCACAGCGACAUCAUCCCCUCGCGCCUGCAAUGGCGCCGCGGAGGCACUUCCAACAUCUGCUGCAAACAUGCAGGUUGUGCGUGCAGCAGCCACCAAGCACAUGGUUCGCCAAUUUAUGUCUAUUUGGAACGUAUGGGUGCGGAACGCGGGCCUGUUGUUGCACGCUCACGACGCACGUCCGCACGAUCCCGGCCCGAAGAUGAAGCUCACGCGCCUGCACGAUCAGCUCAUCCCAAACCUCCGGGCUAUGCGACUGGAGGACCCGCACCUCGCCAUGAGCCUGAUUUGUCUCAACUUUGAGACAGGGGAGCGGGAUGAGCCGCCUCCCGACAGCCACUGGAUUUCCGUGGUGCAAGGCCUGCGCCUCACGACCGAGCAGGUGGCGGACUGCUGCGCUGCCGUCUCCCUCUACCGCGAACGCAUGGCCCGAGUGAUGUCGGAGCGCAAGAACCUCGCCUCGGCGCUGGGUACCUCUCUGCCGCUGCAUGGGACCGCCUCAGCAGCGGCGGCAGCGGCCGGGAAAGGCUCCGCCGCCGGCCCAGCGGCAGCAGCGGGCGCGACCAAGGGUGGUGCUGGUGGUGGCGGAGGCGAGAAGCCGUCGUUGCCGUUCACGUUGCUGCAUGCCGUGGAGGUGACGGAGAAGCUGCAGCGCAAUGUGGUGGAGGAGGGCCAGGCGGUGGAGUUUGUCAGGGACUUUAUGGGCAGCUGUCUCUUUUCGCUGGUGCAGCUGGUGCGGGCCAGCGUGCUGUCGUACCCCUACUUCCCUGACGCCGUCUCCAUCCUCAACACCGUGGUGUCGACCAUGGGAGGCGCCGUGAAGCACUUGUAGACCCGUGGGUCGCCCGUUGCCCAGCUCACAUUGUUUUGCUCCCUUGAGCUCGUCUUGGAGCAACCUGGAGGGGCAUCGGACCCUUGGGGACGCGGCGUUUCGCGUCCUCAUGGGAACGGGAACGGUAAAGGAAGCCUAACGGUACGGCCUUACGUUUGACGCUGUUGCAUGGCCAGCCUUGUGUCUGCAAGCACAUGUACGUUGUGCGGUGUCUUUAACCAUAUCUGCGUGUCUGUGUGACAAAUGCGUGCUGAAUGCCUUUCUCUUGGUGCAUAUCGAGCGUGUGUUUGUAUUUUGUGUCGUGCAGGGUGCCUUUUGCCUCUGUUGCUGCGUGUUGGGUGUUCUUGCGUGAAGUCAAUUGCUUGUGCGGAAGUUAGGGCGCUUUCCACGAGUCUUGUCGCACUGAAUGAAGACAUGUGUCGUGCAUAUGCAAAGGUUGGAAAGACGGGCUUGGUGGUGAGUAAGGCGGUCGCAACGUUUGUGGUAACUGGUAUGGGUGGGCACGCACCUUGCGCCAGUCUGGAAUGCACUAUUAACUUUAUAUCUGCGAGUUUAACUAUCCACUGUCGCAUUGAAACAAUAUGACGAAAACUUUUGACCGUUUUGCAUUUAGAGAAUCUUGCUGAAGAAGGAAUUUGAGGGGCACCAAGGACUAAGGAACACCUCCUUACGGCGCCUUUGCCGGCCUGACCGCAGAUGCGGUUUUGGGGGCUGUGAUGGGCAGUGCCAUUGCAGGGGCGUACCUGGGUUGCUAGGUGUUUUUCCCGUGCCCAUUCCCCAAUCCGGCUGCGCCCCUCGCCGCUCCUCUCAUGACUCGUUACGACAAAACCUUCAGGGUGCUAUGAUGGAC